AGGCGCCUCGCCUCCGGGCUCGCCGAAGGCGAACUGGCAGCCUGCGAAUCCUAGCGGCCUUCGGGCACGCGCGCGGACUACAAGUCCCAGUGCCUUUGGGCGCGCGGGGGCGGUGUGCGCGCAGAACCCCCGCGUUGAGGGGUCUCCUCGGAGCUCUAGGCAGGACCGGGCCCGUCUCUGCGUGCAGAGGGCCGGCUUAGGGCGCCCAGCUUCGGAGGUCAGGAUAGAUACAUCUUGAUCUCACCUGGCCACAACUGGUUAAAUAGUCAACCAAAGACUGUCCAUUUGAGUCAGCUCAGUGCAGGUUGAGCUCCCCAGAGCCCUGCCUGGCCAGCAGCUGAGGGACCUUCAUCUGCUUUCCUUUGAGUGUCAGAUUUGAGGUUCAAGGGAAGCAGCAAAGAUGUCUAAUGAGCCACCCCCUCCUUAUCCUGGGGGCCCCACAGCCCCACUGCUGGAGGAGAAAAGUGGAGCUCCAUCCACCCCAGGCCGCACCUCCCCAGCUGUGAUGCAGCCCCCACCAGGCAUGCCACUGCCCCCUGCAGACAUUGGCCCCCCACCCUAUGAGCCACCAGGUCAUCCAAUGCCCCAGCCUGGCUUUGUCCCCCCCCAUAUGGGUGCAGAAGGUGCCUACAUGGCUCCAGGUUUCUACCCACCUCCAGGUCCUCACCCACCCAUGGGCUACUACCCAUCAGGACCCUACCCGCCAGGGGCCUACCCUGGCCCUGGGGGCCACACAGCCACAGUUUUGGUCCCUUCAGGGGCUGCCACCACGGUGACAGUGCUGCAGGGAGAGAUCUUUGAAGGCGCACCUGUGCAGACUGUGUGUCCCCACUGCCAGCAGGCUAUCACUACCAAGAUCUCCUACGAGAUUGGACUGAUGAACUUCGUGCUGGGUUUCUUCUGCUGCUUCAUGGGGUGUGAUCUGGGCUGCUGCUUGAUCCCCUGCCUCAUCAAUGACUUCAAGGAUGUGACACACACAUGUCCCAGCUGCAAAGCCUACAUCUAUACAUACAAGCGCCUGUGCUGACGGAGCCAGACUUGGACUCAUCUGCCUGUCAGUCUACCCCCAUGCUUUGCUCCCCGCAUUCAGUGGUCAUUUCCCCCUCACUUGGGGUAGUAAGCUGUACCACUGUCCCCUGAAAGUCCUGUCCUCUUUGCCUUGCCCUAACCUGAGCAUCUGACUCUUCCAGCAAAAGUUCUGUUGGAUUGAAGGCCAAGGGCCAAUGGGUGGCAGCGGGGGGUAGGUGACACUGAGCUUGUGUGAUGCUGGUUUGGUUGACAUAUGUGAGCCACAAGAUAAGCUGGGAAGGGCCUCCUAUUGGGGUUCCCAUUCUUCCUUUCCGUACAAGGCCCAAACUUGGUCCUGACUCUGCUUGGGACCAAAAACAGCCAGAGUAGUGCUGGGUCCAGGCUGGGGACCCUUGGGGGGGUAUACCUAGAGCUGCAGUCAUUUCUGAUCUGCUGGGUCAAGAGUAGGGCAUUGUUUGGAGUCUGCCUGGACCCACGUAGGACAGAGUUAAGCCCUGGGUUUGUUAAGGUGUAUGCUGUGCCUCUGCAGUGCCAGAGACAGGGCAUGACAAGUAAUAACUGCCAACUCUGGCCCUCAGAACUCUCAGGUAUGGAAGCCCAGGAACUGCUAACUCCCUGUCCAUGUGCCCAACAGCCAUCUGGUGUAAGGUAGCCAAGAGGGACUCGCCUUCACACACCUCCCUUUGAGUCAGUGUGCAGACCCCCCUCUCUGGCCACAUCUCUGUGAACCACUGUAUUUUUCUGGGGCCAGAAGGAAUCCCCACAAACCUAGCCUGUCCUGUGUACUAUGUUCUUAUUGUGUGUGGGUGCAUCCUCUUCCCAUUAGCUGUUGUGUCCCAGCUAGGUCAGAAGGCAUUUAUGAGGGAACUCCUUAAUAGGUGUAGUGGGAUCUGCAGCACCCUCUGCAUUGGUUCUCUUCUCAGUAAGCGCUGGGCCCUUAGCUGACUUGCUGUCGUUGUACUCACCCUCACACUGGGGUGCUCCAGUAAGGAACAGCUGUGGCACUGGGCUGGGAAUGAGAAAAGAGCAGGCACAAAUGCUGGGAGUACCCUAGUAGACACCAGCCCUGCCCUGGGUAUAGCCCAAAUCUGUCUUUUUUUCCUGAAUAGUUUGUGAAUUUGCCCAUGUGGAUGCUGUAUCCUAUUGCUGUCCCUCUCCUGGUCUCGCACUGCCACUGCAUGGCCUCCCAUCACUGUGAAUUGUGGCCUGGUCUCAGUUUGUAGUUUCUCAUUAAAUUGGCCCUUUCAUUCCCCUGAGCUGGGCCUCUGCUGUCUUGCCUGGCUUCCUUCUUUUUCUGAGGGAAAGAGGGUGGGCUUAUAUGUAAGUCUACUGGCAGGAAGGGGGCUGAACCCAGCUGUCUGGCAACAACACUGAUACAUAAGGACUCAAUUGUGCCAAACCAGAGUUUGACGUGGACCAUCCCUGCAAAUCCAGCUGUGAGUAGGCCAGGGCAGGAGCUGGCUUCAGCAGUGGCUAUAAGGUUACCCUACUUCCUCAGAUACUUGUUCCAUCAAUCUACACACCUUGGUAUCCAUCCACAGCACCUGCAAGGUGGAGAACCCUUCCCCGCAGCUUGGAUUGGUGUCAUCCUACCCUUAAGACAGCUUCUGGGUUAACAGGAUGUAGUCUGAGCAUGCAAAUUCUAGACCUGGCAGUGGCCUAACUUCCCUGAACUGUGAAGGUGGUGUGCUCAAUCUGUAGUUUAAGAAGUGUUUCCUCACUAAACUCCUUUUUGAAUAAAACUUUUAUAGUAAUAGAUUCCUAUCAAUAAAAAUAUUUAACUUCA
This is a messenger RNA of Chinchilla lanigera (long-tailed chinchilla), 2815 nucleotides long. It is a transcript of the gene Cdip1, whose product is annotated as cell death-inducing p53 target 1. Lineage: Eukaryota; Metazoa; Chordata; Mammalia; Rodentia; Chinchillidae. Bases 401 to 1027 code for a protein of 208 amino acids. The record is from RefSeq and is a predicted model, not a curated record. Gene Ontology annotation, molecular function: zinc ion binding. The transcript has 7 exons. Gene Ontology annotation, biological process: tumor necrosis factor-mediated signaling pathway; intrinsic apoptotic signaling pathway in response to DNA damage by p53 class mediator.